Cucumis melo (muskmelon) is the source of this 962-nucleotide messenger RNA. Its product is annotated as translocator protein homolog. The record is from RefSeq and is a predicted model, not a curated record. Lineage: Eukaryota; Viridiplantae; Streptophyta; Magnoliopsida; Cucurbitales; Cucurbitaceae. The transcript has a single exon. Bases 96 to 614 code for a protein of 172 amino acids. Gene Ontology annotation, cellular component: membrane.
UAACUCAAAAAUUCAUUCCAAUUUUUCGCCCUAAUUUUUUCCAAUUCCUCUUUUCAUAAUCUCUCGAUCCACUCUCCCUCUCUCUCAAAUCAACAAUGCCUUCUUCCAAUCCCCCGUUCAAAUCCCGACCAGAAUCCAAAUACACCAAGGCCAAGAGAGCUCUGCGUUCUCUCGCCGUCUCCGUCGCCAUUCCCGUUUCCCUAACAAUCGCCGUCAUCUUCCUCUUUGGCCGCUCCUCUCGCCAUUUCCCCAACCGUAACCGUCCGAUUUGGAUAGGCCCGCUCUGGCUCCUCCAACUUUCCUCCAUUGGCUCCUCCUUCCUGGUCGGCCUCGCAGCUUGGCUCGUUUGGGCGGACGGUGGUUUCCAUGGCGGUUCCAAUGCUCUUCCGCUCUACAUCGCGCACCUUUCUCUCAGCGUCGUUUGGAGUCCUCUGGUGCUUGUGAUUCGGUCUGUUGUGAUUGCGUUUUUGUUCUGUGUUUUGGAUUUUGUGACUCUGUUUGCUUGUUAUCGGGCGUUCGAGCGAGUUAAUCCUUUCGCUAAGGAUCUGAUGAAGCCUUGUUUGGCUUGGACUGCGUAUCUCUCUGCUGUUACGUAUGUGUUCAUUCAUCUUUGAUUGAGGUUUUUGAUCAUUUGGUGAUUUUUGAAAAGAUUUGUUUAUCACAUUGUUUUUGUAGUAGGACGUUGUAGAACUUUUUAUCAGUAAAAAGAAAUUGUUAGGAGAUUGAAAGGAAAGGUUGUAGAAGUAGUGGUAUAUGAUUUCGAUUCAUGAGUUAUUGAUCAAACAUUAGGAGAUUUUUAUGAUGAGUUUCUUGUUUCUUAUUUGACAAGGAUCUUGAUUUCAUGUUCACUUUUUACUUUAUAGUGUACUUAUAUAUAUAUAUAUAUAUAUAUAUACACACUUUUCUGAAGUUUUGUUCAAUUUAAUGCAUAUAUUUUGAAUGUCGAUUCAAAUUUAGCUAAA